Messenger RNA from Humulus lupulus (European hop), 3173 nucleotides. Its product is annotated as disease resistance protein Roq1-like. The coding region runs from base 118 to 1362 and encodes 414 amino acids. The transcript has 3 exons. Lineage: Eukaryota; Viridiplantae; Streptophyta; Magnoliopsida; Rosales; Cannabaceae. Gene Ontology annotation, molecular function: ADP binding. The record is from RefSeq and is a predicted model, not a curated record. Gene Ontology annotation, biological process: signal transduction; defense response.
UUGAAUCUUUUUCAUGAGCUACGUAGUCCAUAUAUAUAUACUUGCAACUUUAGUUUUUCCAAUAUUAUAGUUUUGCUCAAUUUUCUAUAGUGAGUUUUUCUUAAGAUUUGCAUCAAUAUGGCACCAAAGAAUAACAAGUACGACGUUUUCAUAAGCUUUAGAGGUGAGGACACCCGUAACAAUUUCACUAGCCAUCUUCACAAAGCAUUGCUGCUUAAAAAUUUACAAGUUUACAUGGAUGAGAGGCUUGAGAGUGGUGAUGAGAUUUCUUCAUCUCUUUUGAAAGCAAUUGAAGACUCAAAGCUUUCUCUCAUAGUUUUCUCGGAAAAUUAUGCAUCUUCGAGGUGGUGUUUGGAUGAAUUGGUUCAUAUUCUGAGGUGUAAAGAAAGAUAUGGGCAGAUUGUUGUGCCAAUAUUUUAUCAUGUGAGUCCAUGUGAUAUCAGAAAACAAUCAGGGAAUUUUGGAGUUGCAUUUGGUGCACUUGAAGAACGCUUUGGAAGUGAGUCUGAUAGAUUGAGUCAAUGGAGGAAUGCUUUAACAUCUGCAGCUAAUCUUUCUGGCUGUAAUGCACCCAUAAACAGGUGUGAGUCCGACUUAAUUGAGAAAAUUGUCGAAGACAUCUUGAAGAAACUGAAUUCUUUGUCAUCAAGUAGUGACUAUUUGAAUAAUGGCCUUGUUGGAAUGAGCAGACGCAUUGAACAUCUUGAAUCAUUGUUAUUAUGUGUUCCAAUUUUGGGCAUUUGCGGCAUGGGCGGCAUGGGUAAGACAACUCUAGCGCGAGCCUUAUUUACUCAAAUUUACAAUCGGUUCGAAGGUUACUGCUUUCUUGAAAAUGUUAGGGAAGAAUGGGAAAAACAUAAUGGGCCCAGUUUGAGGAAACAACUUUAUUCUGAGUUAUUGAAUAAGGAAAAAAAUCAAGAUAUAGUCAUGAUCAACAUGUUUGAGAAGGAUAGACUUUGUCGUAAAAAAGUACUAAUUGUUCUUGAUGAUUUGGAUGAUGUAGAUCAAUUUGAGCAAUUAUUAUGUGGAGAUCGUGAUUGGUUAUGUCAUGGAAGUAGAGUAAUUAUAACUACUAGAGAUCAACAAAUACUUAAGAAUAUUGGGGUUGAUCAAAUCUGCAUGGCAAAUCAACUAGACGAUGAUGAGGCUCUUCAACUCUUUAGUUUGAAUGGAUUCAAAAGUGAUUUUCCACCAACUAGUUUUAUGGAGUUGUCGAUAAAAGUAGUGAAUUAUGCCGCAGGAAUGCCAUUGGCUCUUAAAGUUUUAGGUUCUCAUUUGUAUUCGAAAAGUGAAGAAGAGUGGAAUAGUGCAAUAAACAAGUUGAAAGUGUUUCCCAAUGUAGAGGUGAUUUCCUACAAUUGAUUAGAUAGGCACCAGCAACCUGUCAAGAACAAAGAAAAGAGAGACGAGAGUUCAAUUGGGAGCACCGGUGGGGUGCCAGCCAAAGGGACUCCGACGCUCAAGUCAGUCGGGUUGUAAUGAGAGCUAAUAGAAAGCAAUAAAAUUAAGAUAUAAAUAAUCAAAAUAAUGAUGGAUGGAGGAGUCGUAAAAUGGUCAGAGUGACGGUGGCAAUGACGGAGGGGUCAAGCGACUAGGUCAGGUCCAAUUAGACUGACUAAUUAGUCUUGCUUGACUGGAUUGCUCAGAAAUAGAGUAGCCUUCGUUUCAAUUAUAGAGUAAAGAAAAUUCAGUGAUUAUCUGAUGCCUUUUCUCAACCUCUGAUGGUCUUAUUUAUUGUCCUCCUUUUCGUUCCGUCCUCCUUCGUCUUUCUGAUUCGUUUGACUCGCUCCAAGUGGUUUCGUUCCGAGAUUCUUGGCGAACGUGAUGGGAGCCUUGACUGUUUCAAGGUCCCUGGCUGACUAAGUGUAUCCGAAUUCAGGUCCGGGUAUGGUUUUGGGUAUUUGGAUGGUACUUUGUAUAUACGAGCCUAUUUUACAUGGGCUUGGGACUUAUUGGCUAGUUAGAUAGCUUAUUGGGCUGACUGACUUCUUGUUGGACUAUUAUUUAUCAAGUAUACAGAUUUUUUCCACUACAAUUUGUCCCUCACUCUUUGGUAUAGAAUUCAUUCUUUAUCAAAGAGUAAAAACGAAAUUAAUUCUAUCAGAAUUUAUUCAUCUUCCCAAUAGUUAGAGAAAAUUGUUAGAAUAUGCCUUGACUCAAUUUACCCCCGAAAGGUGUACGUGGUUUAAAUUGUUUCCCGGACCCAUGUCCGAAUGUCCGAGUACGUGGCCUUAUUCGGUCACGUCACGUGCAUGUGGCCGAGUGUCCGGUUGGCUGUGGGUGCAUGCAGACCUCGCUGGCCGAGUGACACGCACUCCCGCGCGACUGGUUGUCCGAGCGUCCGAGAGGUUUGACGUGCGCGCUGGCUGACUGAUUGUCCGAGUGGCCGAUUGGCUGUUGAUGCAUGCAAGCCUCGCUGGCCUAGUGACACGAACUCUCGCGCAGCUGGAUGUCCGAGCGGCCGAUAGGUUUGUGACGCGCGCGGCUGGCUGACCGGUUGUCCGAGCGGCCGAGGGGCCUACUGAUGCGCGCAGGCGUAGUUGGUUGGUUGUCCGAGUUGCCGAGGGACUUGCUGAUGCGCGCGGGCCUUGGCCAAGUGGCAUGUUCCCGUGAGUUAGGUAGUCCGAUUGUCCGGUCAAUAUGUUUACUAGCCAGGUAUAUACACGGCCAGGUGGUCGAUUGUUCGAAUGCCUUGCGGACUAGAGUGCAUAUUGUUUGGUACGAACUGUGCGCAUGAGGGGAGCCAGGUUCGAUUGGAGCUCAUAAAUUUUAUCAAUCUUUAUAUGAUUUUUCCUGGGUUUAUAUUUUACUAAGUAUGUCCAAACCCAAAGAUGCUUUUGUGUGAAUUUGUUUGUAGGUGUACUAUUUUCCCCAUUGGAUGGUUGACACUUGUCAUCCAUCCAAGGUCCCUUUGAGCCUAUAAAAGUGAGCAUUGUUUACAAGCUUUUCACAUUUGGUGGAGCAUUUGGUGGGGCUUGUCUUAAAGGCUUGGAGGAAAGCUCUCUAGAGGCAGAGUGAACAUCCCGUUUUCCUGGGUGUGUCGAGGAGUUCAAGGAAGGGUUGAUCGAUUUGCUGAGUUUCGAGAAGAAGAUCGAUUUCCGUAGGUGGCAAGCGAUCUUGUCUGAGGAGAAUCUUCGUGGUAGCUCUUUGUGGAGUCAGGUUCCUCGUCAUCC